This is a messenger RNA of Mya arenaria, 2425 nucleotides long. RefSeq lists its product as uncharacterized. The transcript is spliced from 14 exons. NCBI's taxonomy places the organism in Eukaryota, Metazoa, Mollusca, Bivalvia, Myida, Myidae. The record is from RefSeq and is a predicted model, not a curated record. The coding region runs from base 240 to 1706 and encodes 488 amino acids.
UCAAUCAGCAUUACCUUUAUUUAAAUUGUUGGACAUACUUGUUUUUGGAAUACAUAUGAUAUAUUUCAGAAGGAUAUAUAAAUAAGAUAUCAGUCCAAUAAAAUGAUGUGAUUUAAUACAAAGUGAGUGUUUGUUUUAGGCUGAUACAAUCUGGACAUUCUGUUUUGGAUAUACAUAAUAUUUAAUACAACCAUUUAUAUAACGGGUGCUGACCAAAGUCAGAUGUCAAGAUCCUAACCAUGAGCUACCGACAAGCAGACCGUUACGAAGCCAAAUAUGAUGACCCUCGUGCUAACCCGCACAGUUCCCAGUACGACCCCAAGUUUGACCCCUACGUCCCAAUGCCAGCCUACCACAGAUUUCCUCAACCAGUCUACAGAAACUAUGAUGACGACAAUCGACGAAGUCCGACCUUGCAGACCGAACAAAGGCAACAGCCCGCAUAUAGUUAUUACACAUAUAAUCCACCAAGAUACAGACAGAGACCCUACUACUCCUAUAGCAAUCGGCCUCCAUACCAAAACGAUACGUAUAAAUCGCCAGCCUUUAUGCAAAGUCUUCCGAGAUAUCAGCAACAGCAGCAACAGCAGCAACAGCAGCACCAGCAGUACCAGCCGCAGCAGCCGCAACAACGCCAGCCACCUCCUUAUGACAAUAGAGAUUUUAACAGCCCUUAUUAUUCCCAGUCAUCACCAAGGCCAGAAGAUCCGGUUCGACAUAAGCAACAGUAUGAGAAUAUGCCACGCGCCGGUCUGGCGACGAACUACAACACGCGAAUCACUGAUCUACUCACGUCCAUAAGGGACCCUGUUGUGAAAGACCACAGCUUGAGACGCUCCAUGGAGGUUCACAAAGGUUACCUGGUGAUGAUGCGGGUCGCUCCACGCAGCCUUGCCGAGGUCAUCAAUGCAGUCCAGAGCAAUGUCAGCUCCAUAGCCGCGUUCGAGGGUUACUGUUUGGGAUUCGCUGAGCCCUGUCUGGACAACACCCGCGAAAUUCAUAUGUCCUCACAAAGAUAUCACCAAGAAAAGAAUAAUGGAAAGGUGAAAGUUCUGAAGUCCAGCUACGCGGUGACGCAGGACCCCUGGUGGGAGCCUCGAGACUCCCGGCGCUCCCCGCGAUUCGCAACCGUAGCCUUCUGGUUCAAAGACGCCGUGUCUGCCAACAAGUGCUUCGAGAGUGUAGGGCGCUUCCGACAGCCUGACUUCCCCGACUGUAACCGCCCGCAGAUUGUGGCUGUUCCUCUCACAUACGGAAAAGAUAUGGAGACGCCUUUCGACCCAGAACGUGAAACAAAUACAUUUCUGUGGGCCGAAUAUCCAUCCAUACACGAGCGCUACAACUACGACUUCAUGGCCAACUAUUCGGAGCCUGCACGGAAAAUGAUUCGGGCGUUCGGUGGAAAUCCAUACAUCUCAGUCUCCGAGUACCUGCCCGGCUGGGACCCUGACCUGAACAAGUUUGGUGCACCAGGAUACGCUCGCAAGGAGGUGGAGCACCGGCGGGUAGGCCGCUCUAUCAAAGGGGACGGCUGGGUCCCACCCAGGUCUAUCAUCGCCGUCAGCGCCUUUCCGGAUAUGGGGGCAUUGGAGGGAUUCUUUUAUGAUCCCCAACAUGAGCAGAUGCUGGCGAAUCUGAGCCGUUACUCUGAGCCCGUCAUGGUUGGUUUCACGCUGCAGAAGAUACGGGGUACCAAUCGAGUGUAGUCAUGGGGAAAAUAUGUGUAACCAUGGUAUUGGAUAUUUGGCGUCAGGAAAUUAAUUAAAGUACCAAUAUUGAAAUGAACAACUGAUAAGCAAGUGGCGUUGUAAAAUAUACCUACACCAAAUAUAUUUCUCCGCAUGUUGGCCAUGUGAAAAUGGUGGAACAAGAGUUAUAGGAUGUAAUCUUUGUUAAAAUAAACGCACAGCUAGUAUCAGUUUUGUUUAUCUAAUAAUUGUGUUACUGAUGAAUAGAAAGAUUUUGGCAAAUUAAAACCAUUUUAAGUUAUAUUUUAGAUUAUUUAUUUAGAUUUUUAUAAAAUAUUAUUCUAACCUGUAUUAACCCGUUUUAUAUGUAACAGUGCAUACCGAGGCUUAGCGAAGACCAGACAUAAAAAACUCUUUGUAUUCGUCUGCCUGGCGCUGAGAACUCAAUGUGUUUAAUAGUCUUAGUGUAAAUGAAUCCAGAACUUUUUAACAACUGUAAUAUUGUGUCAUAAACUCUCAUAAUAACCACACCUCAAACCAAGUACUUUUUCUGGAAUGGUCAAUAGAGUCGAGGUUCCAUUGGACAUCCACUUAUGUAGUACGACCAGAACAUUGACUGUGUUGCAUUCUCAUAGACCAUUGUUUUUCUUUAAAUAUGGAAAACUAACUUAUGGUAUAUAUACAAUCAUUGUACAUUUAAUGUAACUCAAAUCAUUGUAUUAAACAGUUGAAAAGUG